AAAAAACUCCAGAUGAAAAUGUUACAAAACCUAAUUAUUAGGACGAUUUUGAUAAGUGAACAAUGGAAAAUAUGGAAUUCAUGUUGUCUUACCGCUUGUAAAUGCGGCACGGUUAAUAACACAUAUUUUGUUGGCAUCUACGUCGUAUAUAAAUAAAAUGAAAUGUAAUGGGAGUGUAUUUAAUUAAUUGGGGACGCAAGAUUUGGUCAGACCAAGUUUGCUUUAACAAUUACAUUCAAUAAUAGUUUACCUUAGCGGGAGUAUUAUUUUGUGUUGGGGUUUUUGUAACCACAAUUUUGCUUCCUUUGAGUGUGUGUGUUUUCCAUUGGAUGAAAUAAAAAUUCACGUUACACAAAAAGGAAGAAAAAAAAUACAUACAGACCAAUCCGUACAUAUGAAUAUUUAUAUUUCCUUGGUGUGACGAAAUUGUAGGAUCCUAAGGUUCGGAUCUUGCGACCAUGCAGAUGAGAUCUGAUUACACAUUUCUAACGUCCAAUGGCUAUUUAUUCGUCGUCAACCUAACUGGAAAAUAAUUACUGUCUUGAUCCCGUAAAUCUACACAAAUCGAAAUGUGGAAGUUCUCAAUUAACUUGAAAAUUAUUUUAAAUUUUUUUUAAAAAAACUUACGUUACUCUAACGCUAGAUGAGAUAUGGUCACACAAUUUCUAACAUUGAAUGGUUAUUUAUUCCUAGUAAACUAAACUUCAAUAUAGUUACUAAGUAAAUGUAAACACAAAUCCAAAUGUGAAAUCUAUAGCUAGACUUGAUUUUUUUUUAAGUAGGGAAACACGAUGGCAAAAAAGAUAUGCAUGUAAUUAAGUAAUUCAAUAAGCUCUCAUCUUUUCUAUGCGUCAAGGCAAAUGACAACUUUCUCUUCAGACAACAGAGAAAUGGGUCUUUUCCGGUCUUCUUUGAAAUGUCAUUACCCUUCCUCAUCUUCCUCGGUCGCUGCCCCAAUGAAAAAGUUCAUACAUUUGUCCAUCUUCGCGGUCGUGAUUUACAUUCUCGUUCCGUUCUCUCGGCUUCGGUCUCUUGAGAGAUUCUACGCCUAUGACUUUCACACGCCGACACAGCUCGAUCAUAUCGUGUUCGGGAUCGGAUCGAGCAAGAGCACGUGGCCUAGUCGAAGAGAUUACGCUAAGCUUUGGUGGGAUCCUCACAAAAUGAGAGGUUGUGUUUUCGUUGAAGCUCCUUUACGAAAGAAUGCCACUGACUCUCAUCUUCUUCCUCCUCUUUGCGUCUCUGAGGACACUUCCCGGUUCAAGUAUACUUGGAGAGGGGGCCAUAGAUACGCGAUACGCAUUGCUCGGACCGUUCUAGAAACUGUAAGGCUCUUCAACAGUUCUUCAGACAUCAGGUGGUAUGUGUUCGGGGACGAUGACACGAUAUUUAUCCCCAAUAACUUGGCGAAAACGCUCUCGAAGUAUGAUCAUACGUUAUGGUAUUACAUAGGGUCGAACUCCGAGAUUUAUGGACAGAACUCGUUUUUCGGUUUCAAUAUGGCAUUUGGAGGAGGUGGGUUCGUGUUGAGCUCCUCACUAGCUAAUGUUGUCGCAAAAGUCUUGGAUUCUUGCAUCGAACGAUACCCGCAUCUCUAUAAUUCAGACGGACGGAUUUACUCAUGCUUGGCCGAGCUUGGAGUCGGUUUGUCCCAUGAACCGGGAUUUCAUCAGCUUGAUGUGAGGGGAAAUGCGUUAGGACUAUUGAUGUCACAUCCCAUAAGACCGUUGGUGUCUUUGCACCACAUGGCCCAUAUGGACCCAAUCUUCCCCAACUCAACCACCGUCGCCGCUAUCCGUCACCUCUUCAGUGCCGUGGCCGUGGACUCGGCUCGCAUCCUCCAGCUCUCCGUCUGCUACGACCGUCGGUUUUCUUGGACCAUCUCUGUCUCUUGGGGUUAUGCCGUACAGAUACAUGGUCAGUAUAUGCUUCUACCGGAUGUUUUGUCGGCUCAAGAGACGUUCAAACCAUGGAAACCGAACCAGGAUGCAUCGUCCAGGCUUUACAACUUCAACACUCGAGAGAUUCAUCCGGAUCCUUGCCAAAGACCCGCAACGUAUUACAUGGAAAAUGUCUCGUUCACGCAAUAUGGAUCAAUUCAAAGUGUUUAUAAGAAAACAUACGAGAAUUGCACUUAUGAGCCGAAUUCAUCACCGAGGAAGUUUGAUGAAAUCAGAGUCUUCUCCGAGAAAUCUGACCCAAACAUUAGACAAUUAAAGGCUCCAAGACGACAGUGCUGUGACAUAUUACAUGGAGAUGGCAAAGUAAUGGAAAUUGGCAUCCGAGAAUGCAACGAGAAUGAGCUCAUCUAUAUGCAUCCUUAGUUCUUUUAACAUAUAUAUAUAUAUAUAUAUAUAUAUAUAUAUACAUAUAUAUAUUCUCCAUGUUCAUGGCUGUUGAGUGGAUUAUGAACUCUGGUUGAUAUCGAGAGAACAGUACCUAUUUUCUAGUA
Molecule: messenger RNA, 2452 nt
Organism: Tarenaya hassleriana
Lineage: Eukaryota; Viridiplantae; Streptophyta; Magnoliopsida; Brassicales; Cleomaceae
Exons: 5
Coding region: 861-2324 (487 amino acids)
Molecular function (GO): acetylglucosaminyltransferase activity
Source: RefSeq, a predicted model, not a curated record